AAGCAGCGACCAAUCAGGGCAAAGGAUGGAGGCAAGUGGGGGUCGCGCCUGGAGGGAAGCCUUGGCCUCCAGAGCUACAGCUGCAGCCCAGUGUUGAGCUGAGAUGGCCCAAGCCUGACAUUCCAUGAUCUGGGAUCCCGACCUAUGUGUCCAGGCUGCUGCUUGAUAGCGGAUGAUCUAAACCACCAGGCAGUCCUGAGCCAGGAGAGGGGGACUCUCUGCCUGGAUGUGUGGGAACUCCCUGCCAACUUGAUUGUCGGAUCUGGGGGGGAUCCACCCCCACCCCACAGAGAAAGCACAAUCUGUUUUGUGGGUGGGGUCUCAGGUGCCACCCCCUGAAGCAUGGCCACCCCUGUGGUCACCAAGACUGCCUGGAAGUUGCAAGAGAUCGUCGCCCAUGCCAGCAAUGUGUCCUCCUUGGUGCUGGGCAAGGCCUCGGGGCGGCUGCUGGCCACUGGUGGGGAUGACUGCCGAGUCAACCUGUGGUCCAUUAACAAGCCUAACUGCAUCAUGAGCCUGACUGGCCACACAUCCCCUGUGGAGAGUGUCCGCCUCAACACUCCUGAGGAGCUCAUCGUAGCUGGUUCCCAGUCGGGCUCCAUCCGCGUCUGGGACCUGGAAGCUGCUAAAAUUCUUCGGACACUCAUGGGCCACAAAGCCAACAUCUGCAGCUUGGAUUUCCACCCCUAUGGUGAAUUUGUGGCCUCAGGCUCCCAGGACACAAACAUCAAGCUCUGGGACAUCAGGAGGAAAGGCUGUGUCUUCCGAUACAGGGGGCACAGCCAGGCUGUGCGGUGUCUCCGGUUCAGCCCUGAUGGGAAGUGGCUGGCAUCUGCAGCAGAUGACCACACAGUGAAGCUUUGGGAUCUGACAGCUGGCAAGAUGAUGUCUGAGUUCCCGGGUCAUACAGGGCCUGUCAACGUGGUGGAGUUUCACCCCAAUGAAUAUCUCCUAGCUUCUGGCAGCUCCGACAGGACAAUCCGCUUCUGGGAUUUGGAGAAGUUCCAGGUGGUGAGCUGCAUUGAAGGAGAGCCAGGGCCUGUCAGGAGUGUCCUCUUCAACCCCGACGGCUGCUGCUUGUACAGCGGCUGCCAGGACUCGCUGCGUGUCUACGGCUGGGAGCCCGAGCGCUGCUUUGAUGUGGUCCUUGUCAACUGGGGCAAGGUGGCUGACCUGGCUAUCUGCAAUGACCAGCUGAUAGGUGUGGCUUUCUCCCAGAGUAAUGUCUCCUCUUACGUGGUGGACCUGACGAGAGUCACCAGGACGGGAACAGUGACCCAGGACCCUGUGCAGGCUAGCCAGCCUCUGACACAACAGACCCCUAACCCUGGUGUCUCCCUCCGCCGCAUCUACGAGCGGCCCAGCACGACAUGCAGCAAGCCUCAGAGGGUAAAGCACAACUCAGAGAGCGAGCGGCGCAGCCCCAGCAGCGAAGAUGACAGGGACGAGCGGGAGUCCCGGGCCGAGAUCCAGAACGCGGAGGACUACAAUGAGAUUUUCCAGCCCAAGAACAGCAUCAGUCGGACACCGCCCCGGAGAAGUGAGCCCUUCCCAGCGCCCCCAGAAGAUGACAUAGCCACAGUAAAGGAGGCCUCAAAACCCAGCCCCGCCAUGGAUGUGCAGUUGCCGGUGCCAAAUCUUGAGGUCCCAGCACAACAGUCAGUCAUGACUUCCACUCCUGCACCCAAGGGUGAGCCGGCCAUCAUCCCUGCCACGCGGAAUGAGCCCAUUGGCUUAAAGGCCUCGGACUUCUUGCCCGCCGUGAAGGUCCCCCAGCAGGCAGAGCUGGUGGACGACGAUGCCAUGUCGCAGAUACGCAAAGGCCACGACACCAUGUUUGUGGUGCUCACCAGCCGCCACAAGAACCUGGACACUGUCCGAGCUGUGUGGACCACAGGAGAUAUCAAGACAUCAGUGGACUCUGCAGUGGCCAUCAAUGACCUGUCUGUGGUAGUGGACCUCCUGAACAUUGUCAACCAGAAAGCCUCCCUGUGGAAGCUGGAUCUGUGUACCACAGUGCUGCCUCAGAUCGAGAAACUUCUACAGAGCAAGUAUGAGAGCUAUGUCCAGACCGGGUGCACCUCCCUGAAGCUGAUCCUGCAGCGGUUCCUACCCCUCAUCACUGACAUCUUGGCAGCCCCACCCUCUGUGGGUGUGGACAUCAGCCGAGAGGAGAGGUUGCACAAGUGUCGACUCUGCUUCAAACAACUCAAGAGCAUCAGUGGCCUUGUCAAGAGCAAGUCGGGUUUGAGUGGCCGCCACGGCAGUGCCUUCCGUGAGCUGCACCUACUCAUGGCCAGUUUGGACUGAGGAGCGCAUGGUGGGAGCACCGCAGCCCUCACACUCUAGUUUGCUGUAUGCCCAUGGUCCACGAGCCUCAGCCUGGACUCCACUCCUGCCCUGCUGGCCAUCCUGGAGGCAUGGUUGCCAGCCUGCUGACCACCUUCUCAGUUGUGGACUAAGUUCCUCUCCGGCAGCAGCUGCAGCCUUGCACAGCCCUUUUCUGCUCAGGGCAACAACUCCAGCCUCGGGGCUGCUGCUGCUGUAAAUUAUCAGGCAGAUUUAUUAAAUUUAUAACUGUUCCUGA
Mus pahari (shrew mouse) is the source of this 2587-nucleotide messenger RNA. It is a transcript of the gene Katnb1, whose product is annotated as katanin regulatory subunit B1. Gene Ontology annotation, cellular component: katanin complex. Gene Ontology annotation, molecular function: microtubule binding. The record is from RefSeq and is a predicted model, not a curated record. NCBI's taxonomy places the organism in Eukaryota, Metazoa, Chordata, Mammalia, Rodentia, Muridae. Bases 343 to 2310 code for a protein of 655 amino acids. Gene Ontology annotation, biological process: microtubule severing; microtubule depolymerization. The transcript has 20 exons.